AGGAAAGUUCGAUUUUUAAAAUAAUGUUGUGGGCAUCCUUUAUAUAUUAUUCCCGCUCAUUUUGAAAAUCCACAUUUUCUUCGAAUCCCUCCUAGGGUUUGUAAAUUCUUCUUCAUUCUCCAUUUCUGCAUUCAUGUAGUAACAUCUUUCUACAUUGUCACAACAAAAUGAGUGCUCCAAUGGAAAUCUCCAUGGUCAAAGCUGCUGAAGUCAACACCAGCGAGCAAAACGGUGUUGUUCCGGACCCUGCUCCACCCCCAUCACUCACAUUAUCUGAAGAAAAAGUUCUCGUUUCAGUUGAAGUUUGCUUGAAGCCUUCAAGUACAGUUCGCAUAGAUGAUGUUAGGUUAUCGGUUGAGAGAAUGCUAGAAAAGAGGAGUAUGAGCUAUGUGGAUGGUCCAAUUCCAGUUCCAAUUGAUGAUCUCUUUCUUGCUGAAAAUGUGCAGCACAUAUGUGUGUGUGACACAGAUGUCUGGCUGGAGAACCGAGAUAUCCUUCUGUUCUGGCAAGUAAAACCAGUCGUUCACGUAUUUCAGCUUAGCGAGGAAGGUCCAUGUGAGGAAUUAAGUGGGGAUGGCCAGCUUUCUACAUUUAAUGAAUGGAUUCUUCCUGCAAAAGAAUUUAAUGGAAUGUGGGAAAGCUUAAUAUACGAAUCUGGUCUCAAGCAGAGAUUGUUGCGAUAUGCAGCAAGUGCUUUGCUUUUCACUGAAAAGAGAGUUAAUUCAUUCCUUGUAUCCUGGAAUCGCAUUAUUCUUCUGCAUGGACCUCCAGGAACAGGGAAGACAUCUUUAUGCAAAGCAUUAGCACAAAAACUUUCCAUACGUUUUAGCUUUAGAUACUCACGAAGCCAAUUGGUCGAAGUCAAUGCACAUUCAUUGUUCAGUAAAUGGUUUUCUGAAAGUGGCAAGCUGGUUGCAAAGCUGUUCUCGAAGAUUCAAGAAAUGGUAGAGGAAGAACACAAUCUGGUAUUUGUUUUGAUUGAUGAAGUUGAAAGCCUCGCUGCUGCUAGAAAAGCUGCUUUGUCUGGCUCUGAACCUUCAGAUUCUAUCAGGGUUGUGAACGCUCUGUUGACCCAGCUUGACAAGUUGAAGUCCGCGCCAAAUGUCAUAAUUCUGACUACGUCCAAUAUCACUGCUGCUAUUGAUAUAGCUUUUGUGGAUCGUGCUGACAUUAAGGCAUAUGUUGGACCACCUACUCUUCAAGCACGUUAUGAGAUACUCCGAUCAUGCUUGCAAGAGCUAUUGCGUACUGGAAUUUUGUCAAAUUCGCAGGAUGGAGGUCACCUUGUUCUUCCAAAUUUUGCUAGUUUGAAGGAGAACUUGAGUGAAGUAGUUUCAACUGAGUCUCAAAUGUCUCCACAUCUUGGUAAACUAUUGCUUGAAGCUGCAGAGGCCUGUGAGGGUAUGAGUGGAAGAUCACUUAGAAAGCUACCGUUCUUGGCACAUGCUGCACUUGCUAAUCCUUACAGUUGUGAACCUGGCAAAUUUUUGCAUGUAAUGAUGCAAACAGCUAAAAGAGAGCGUUCAGAGCUGUCCGUGUGAAUUUUUUCCAUUCAUUGUCAAAAUCCUGGUUCUGUUACCCUGUUACCAAACUCAACUGUAGAGCAAGUGGGAUGACUAGCACUAGUAAAAUGCCGAGAGAUUGUCAUAUCCAUGCUUACCUGAGCCAGACAGAAACAAGCUCUUUGUUACUAUCUCUUUGGGAAGAGUUUAAAGGUUUCUGGGCAAUGUGAAUCGUGUUACAGCCAUAUAUUUGAAAGUUAUCGCUGAUAGGUAUUCUUCCAUGUUGUAACAUCCAUUGCGCUACGAGCUGCAUAUAUGAAAGUUGAGCUGAUAAAUGCCAUAUGUAUAUCAUAUCUCCAUCAGAUAUUGGUCGAAUUAGUCAUCUUGGGGCGAAUUAGCUUUGGUUUACCAAGCAAGGUUAAGCAGUCAUAACACUCUGAUUAUGUCCAGGCACUGAGCUUUGGAAAGUUGAUAAUAGACCCCGUCUUAUUUUGGCAUCACCCAAUUGUUGCAUAUUAGUGAGAAAAGUUUAUCCAUUCUCAGCUAAAAUAUUCUAUUUUUUGGACUAUCUAUAUAUAAAUUAGGGUAAUUAAGUGAGUUUAAGUUUUAUUGACUGCGGAGUAAAGAAAUUUGCAUAAUCAUGUCUCUCAAAGGGUAAUUUGUAUACCAAUGUUUACUCAAGUUCGUAACUUAGAAGAAGGAAGAAUAGCUUGGUGGAGUUUGCAUUUUGCAACCAAUCGAGGAAACUAUUUUGGAACGGGAAGCGUGAUGAUAUUACAAUUUCUUAAAAAGAUGAGAUCAUAAGGGCUGCGUAGAUUAUCGUCUCCAAAAGUGUUUUUUGGGUGAGGUGUACCAAAAAGCUUUGCGGUACAAAUGAAAGACAUAUAUGCUAUUUAAGAUCUUUAUUAAUAA
Solanum dulcamara is the source of this 2414-nucleotide messenger RNA. Its product is annotated as pachytene checkpoint protein 2 homolog. Lineage: Eukaryota; Viridiplantae; Streptophyta; Magnoliopsida; Solanales; Solanaceae. Gene Ontology annotation, molecular function: ATP hydrolysis activity; ATP binding. The record is from RefSeq and is a predicted model, not a curated record. The coding region runs from base 168 to 1541 and encodes 457 amino acids. Gene Ontology annotation, biological process: meiotic recombination checkpoint signaling; reciprocal meiotic recombination. Gene Ontology annotation, cellular component: chromosome; nucleus. The transcript has 14 exons.